GCACGAUGAUGUCCUGCCUACCGCGCUGUCGCCCAGCUAUGAUGUGUUUGUGGCUACGGUCAUGUGACGGCAGCUCUCCCUGCCUUGGUGCAGUCUGGUAGUGUGUGAGAUGCUGGCAGCGUCGGUGCCGUGAGACAGACACAGCAGAUAUUCAGCAGGAGGAUCACACAGGCUUUUUCCCUGCCUGGCUCCGCUAGCCUUACACGAUGGCUCCUCUGAAGGAUGCUGAAUUGGGAGCUUUCACCUUCUUUGCGUCGGCUCUUCCUCAUGAUGUCUGUGGAAGUAACGGCCUCCCUCUCACUCCAAAUUCUAUCAAAAUCCUGGGGCGAUUUCAAGUCCUCAAGACUAUUGUCCACCCCAGACUAUGCCAGUAUGUGGAUAUCUCUCGGGGUAAACAUGAGAGACUGGUGGUUGUAGCUGAACACUAUGAGAAAAGCCUUGAAGAUUUGCUGCAGGGCAGGAAGCAUGUGAGCCACUUGAAGAUUUUGCAACUUGCCUAUGAAGUCCUUCAGGGAUUAGAAUACAUGAACUGUCACCGCAUGGUGCAUCGGGCACUCUCUCCUCAUAAUAUCCUGCUGGAUGGAGAAGGUCAUGUUAAAAUGGCUAAAUUUGGCCUAUAUUACAUAACGGAUCAUGGAGCAGAUGUAGAUUUCCCAAUAGGGUACCCGUCGUACUUGGCACCAGAAGUAAUUGCUCAGGGAAUUCUAAAACCAAAAGACCCCACUCAGUAUGAGAGAUCUCGACCCUCAGGGCCAAAGUCAGAUGUCUGGUCACUGGGUGUGAUUUUGUUUGAGCUAUGUGUGGGAAGAAAGCUAUUUCAGAGACUGGACAUAUCGGAGAAGCUGAAGCUUAUUCUCACAUUGGGCUGUGUUGAUGACAUUGUGACCGUGCUCGCUGAAGAACAUGGAUGUGUGGAAGUGAUAAAGGGUCUCCCAGGAAAUGUUCUAACAUUAUUGAGUAAAUGUCUCACGUACCAUCCAUCAAAAAGGCCCACAGCUGCGGAUUUGCUUGCAGACAGUGUGUUCUGUGAAAUAUCUCCCACAUACACUCCCUUCCGCCAACCUGUUAGCCUGUUCUCCUCUGCAUUGAGAUGUGCUGACCUCUUUCUGCCUGAAGACAUUAGUCUUCUGUGUAAAGAUGAAGGUAGCGACUUCCUCUCAGAAAGAUCCAUUGAGGAAGUCUACCAUCUCUGGUGCUUGGCGGGAGGAGAUUUGGAAAAAGAAUUGAUCAGUAAAGGAAUUAUUAGAUCCAAACCACCAGUUUGCACAUUACCAAACCUCCUGUUGGAAGAUGGAGAAAGCUUUGGUCAGGGUAGAGACAGAAGUUCCCUCCUUGAUGAUACAACAGUGAAGUUGUCCCUGUGCCAGCUUAGAAACAGAUUAAAAGAUGUGCCUGGGGAAGCGUUUUAUCCAUUAUUAGGAGAAGACCAGUCAAACGUCCCUCAUUCUGGUAGUAACAAUGAGCUGUCUACCUCCACACUUCCGCUGAUAAUCAGAGAGAGGGACACAGAGUAUCAGCUCAACAGGAUUGUCUUAUUUGAUAGGCUACUUAAGGCUUAUCCGUACAAGAAAAAUCUAAUUUGGAAAGAAGCCAGAGUGGACAUCCCUCCCCUUCUGAGAGGUUUAACUUGGGCAGCUCUUCUGGGUGUGGAGGGCGCAAUCCAAGAAAAAUAUGACGCUACAGAUAAAGAUACACCUAUACCUACAGACCGUCAGAUUGAAGUCGAUAUCCCACGCUGCCAUCAGUAUGAUGAGCUGCUGUCGUCGCCUGAGGGACAUGCAAAGUUUCGAAGGGUGCUGAAAGCUUGGGUGGUAUCACAUCCAAACUUGGUGUAUUGGCAAGGCUUGGAUUCAUUGUGUGCUCCCUUCCUUUACUUGGAUUUUAACAAUGAAGCACUAGCAUAUGCCUGCAUGUCUGCAUUUAUACCAAAGUACCUGUAUAAUUUCUUUCUGAAGGACAAUUCUCAUGUUAUCCAAGAGUACCUGACUGUGUUCUCCCAGAUGAUAGCAUUUCAUGACCCCGAACUGAGCAACCAUCUCAACGAAAUUGGCUUCAUUCCAGACCUCUACGCAAUUCCGUGGUUCCUGACCAUGUUCACACAUGUUUUCCCUCUGCACAAGAUCUUCCACUUGUGGGACACGCUGCUUCUAGGAAACGCCUCGUUCCCAUUCUGUAUUGGAGUGGCUAUUUUACAGCAGCUAAGGGUCAGGCUACUUGCUAAUGGAUUCAAUGAAUGUAUCCUCCUCUUCUCAGAUUUACCAGAAAUUGAUAUUGAGCGAUGUGUGCGAGAGUCAAUUAAUCUCUUUUGCUGGACGCCAAAGAGUGCUACAUACAGGCAACAUGCACAGACACCAAAGCAGGCUAGCGACCACAGCAUGAGCAGACCUCCAGGUAGCUUCAGCGUUGAAUACCAGGACACCCCCAAGAAUGACUUGGGGCGGGAGCCUAUCAAAUUAACAGAGCUAAAAUCGGAAGUGUCUCCCCGAAUUUCUGCAGAGGAUCUGAUUGACUUGUGUGAACUAACUGUACCCAGUCAUGCGAAGGCAUCCAGCAAAAAGACCAAGUCCAGUAAGCCCAAGCUACUUGUUGUGGACAUCCGACAAAGUGAGGACUUUAAUCGAGGACAUAUCCCUGGUAGUAUUAAUAUGCCAUUUGGCUCAGCGUUCACCACAGAUGGAGAACUUGUGCCAGGUCCCGCAAGUGCUACCCUUCAGAGCUUCAAAGGCAAAGUGAUCGUGUCAGUGGGACUUGUUUCAACAAAUGCUGCUGAGUUUGCAGCACAUCUGGUGAAGUUGGGAUUCCCUCGUGUUUGUAUUUUGGAUGGCGGUAUAAACAAGAUGAAGCCAACCGGACUACUGACUGUGCCCUCUCCUCAGAUAUGAUUAGUGUAACCCAGGGGCUUUGCAGCUCUCAUGUUAUAUUUCAUGUAGCCAGCUCAGAAUGUAUUGUUUCUUUGUACUGGGUAGUACUCUUUACACUUAUACAUAUGAUCCCUGAUCUAUGGGUAAGCUUCAAAAAGGGAUACAACAAUUAAGAAUCUAUUUUACAUGGAAAUUUGUAUCAUCUAAAUUUUUGAUUUUUUUUUAAAUAUUAACCAAUCAUGGGUAAUUUUUGCAGAAAAUUCUCCAAACUAUAGGUCAAGACAAAUGGAGAAAAGUCCAAUUCCGUUUGAUAAACCUAUUCAUGGUGGGAUUUGCAGACUGAGUGACUUGGCACAUACCAAUGAUAGUAAAACACGAUGACCAAUUCUACACGUUUGUACUUUACCAGUAUACAGUAUGUGCACAUGUGUAUAGUUACUUGUUGCAGUGAGAUGAUGUUUCCGUCAGCUACGGGCAUGAUAUUACUCAGUGGUCUAAAAUAAAACUAACUAUUCUGUUCUAUGUACAAAGAGUUGCUUAGACAUAAUAUUAUAUUAGUAAGGAUUUUGGACAGCUGAUAAUACAAAUACAAGAGUAGUAGGAAGGUUUUAUAUUUGUGGGCUGUUUGCAACAUGUUUAUGACAUGCAAACAUACUACAUGCUAUAAGGGAAACCUGUAUGAACUAUCUAUUUACAUUAAAUGACUUGCACAAAUCAUCUUGUAAACUAAUGAAGCAAUUAUGUAUAUGUCUGUGGCUGCUGCGACCAUUCUGUGUGUGUAAUGUUACAGUUUUCUUGUAAGUAAUAAUUCUGUGAUGUAGCCAGUGACAUUUAUGGUAAACAGAUGUUACUUACACGUGUAUGCAAGUAUCUUUACUUAUUAAAACAGCCUGGGCUGAAAUCUGUGAAAUAUUCUGUCUGCUAAAGAUGCUCUUUAAUGAAACUUUAUCUUAAAAUAUUGGGAGGAAUGAAGCACACUUACCUGCCUUUGGACCCCCCAUUCCGGCACUGCUGUGGGUGUGGUGUGGCAGAAGCGGGCAUUGUUAUACGAUGCUGUGAUUAAUGUCAUUGUCCCCUAUCUUGUCACAAUACAAAUAGCCUAAUAGAUUUGUUGGGGUUUUUUUCAAUUGUGCUACCAUUUAUAUCUUGAUAUUGCACAGCACAGUGUAAAUAAGCAUUGUCAGGAAUGGUCAAGUGAAGAAUAAUGUGAAUCUCUACAGCAAUUUCUUGGACAUUGUCUUCAAUAAAGAUGUUAUUGAUUAAUUGGAACAA
This is a messenger RNA of Pseudophryne corroboree (corroboree frog), 4133 nucleotides long. RefSeq names its product TBC1 domain containing kinase (gene TBCK). NCBI's taxonomy places the organism in Eukaryota, Metazoa, Chordata, Amphibia, Anura, Myobatrachidae. The transcript has 26 exons. Gene Ontology annotation, molecular function: ATP binding; protein serine/threonine kinase activity. The record is from RefSeq and is a predicted model, not a curated record. The coding region runs from base 207 to 2882 and encodes 891 amino acids. Gene Ontology annotation, cellular component: nucleus; kinetochore; cytoplasm. Gene Ontology annotation, biological process: mitotic spindle organization; protein phosphorylation.